Erigeron canadensis is the source of this 1678-nucleotide messenger RNA. RefSeq names its product armadillo repeat-containing protein 6. Lineage: Eukaryota; Viridiplantae; Streptophyta; Magnoliopsida; Asterales; Asteraceae. The record is from RefSeq and is a predicted model, not a curated record. The transcript is spliced from 7 exons. Bases 70 to 1458 code for a protein of 462 amino acids.
UUUUCAUAACAAUCUAACUAACACAGUCUUAAAAAAACACACACACCAUUUCCACCACCAUCCACCGCCAUGGCACCAACAAAGCCCACCACCGUCCGUACAAUCUCACAACAAGCAUUCAACGAAAUGGUCCAAGAAAACAUAGACUGUUUAGACAUGGACCCAACAGAAGCUUUAUCAGACGCAAUCGAAACCUUAAAACUACAAGGUGUAGAUCUUUCCGGCAUAGUCACCACCACACUCCCAGGAGAAACCAACCCAGUGAUCCAAUCACUUGACAAAAUCAAACAUUUGACAGGGUCUGAUUGGACUAAUGAAACUGUUUUACAUGAUGGGGUUUGUUUGUUGGACAGUUUGAGUGGUUUGUGUUGUGGUAAUGAAGGGUCCGAGAAUGCGGCUAUCGGGUCAAAAAACGGUGGGGUGGAGCUCAUGUGUGGUGUUUGUUUGAAAAUGAAAGGGUGUGAUGAAGGAGUUGUUUCGGUUUUGAAUGUUUUGGCUGCGUUUCUUUAUGAUCUUCAAAGUACUGAAACUUUUCGGCAGAAUGGUGGGCCAAAAAUGUUGGUCGAUAUCUUAAAUGAUGGAAUUGAAAAUGUGAAAAUCUUGAACAGUGGAUUUUCUGUGGUUGCUGCUGCUGCAACUGGUAAUGAGGUUAUUAAGGAAUCUUUUGUGGAGUUACAUAUAGAUGAGUUGAUGGUUUCGAUCAUGAGGAAGCAUACUAAAGGGAGCAUCUCAUGUUUGUAUGAUGCAAUUCGGGUGCUUUUGGCUGCUGAUGAUAACCGCGUAGUAGCUUCACAAGUUUAUGGCUAUGCACGACAAUUUGCAAAAAAUGGAAUAGCUGAAGUUCUUGUGAAGUCACUUAAGGAUGGGAUUAGCUCGACAAGUCUGGUAUCAGCAACUAUUGCACUAAAGGCCGUUGCAGUGAAUGAUGAAAUAUGCAGAUCUGUGGCUGAAAAUGGGGGUAUAGAUUCAUUGCUCAUUUGUAUUGAUGACUGUGGUGUACAAGGGAACAAUAUUGUUGCUAAAGCUUGCUGCUCCUUGUUAUCAAAGUUGGCAGGAAGCGACUUUAACAAGAGUGCUAUUGUUGAAAAGGGUGGGAUGAAUAGACUCAUCACACUUUGUAGUAGACUAUCUAAUGAUCCUUCUGUCCUUCAGGAGGUGAUGACUAUCAUAUGUACCCUGUGCCUGCGAUCACCUGGAAAUGCAACAUUGGCCAUGGAAGCUGGAGCAGGAGACCUUGCUAUACAAGCUAUGAAAAAGUUUCCUGAAGCAUAUCAGCUACAGAAAAAUUCGUGUCUCAUGGUCCGUAAUCUUGUUGCCAGGAAUGCUGAAAACAGGUCUCUUUUGUUGAGUAAUGGUAUUGAAAGAAUCAUACGGAAUGCCAAGGAAAACCACAAAAGCUGCAGAGAUGCAGCCACUGCUGCCCUUCGAGACUUGGGGCUUGACAACUACAACUCGUAGCCAUGCUAAUGGAUCAAACAUUUUUGCUUGAAAGAAAUUUCGUGUUUCUACUUGGAACAGUGAGGUGAUAUUUAGAUUUUGUGACAAGAUAGCAUAGUACUUGUUCUGCAACAAACAUGUAACUUUACAUGAAGUUGAGUGUUUUGAGGCUCCUUGUUCUCAACUUAAAUCUUAAGUCUUAAAUUUUGAAACUUUUUUAUGAAUUGUAAUGUUACUGUUA